Molecule: messenger RNA, 2287 nt
Organism: Gorilla gorilla gorilla (western lowland gorilla)
Lineage: Eukaryota; Metazoa; Chordata; Mammalia; Primates; Hominidae
Gene: SPTSSB
Product: serine palmitoyltransferase small subunit B
Exons: 4
Coding region: 765-995 (76 amino acids)
Biological process (GO): endoplasmic reticulum organization; ceramide biosynthetic process
Cellular component (GO): serine palmitoyltransferase complex
Molecular function (GO): serine C-palmitoyltransferase activity
Source: RefSeq, a predicted model, not a curated record
GAUCCCAGCCCCAGAGCGGGGGAGGGCGCCUCCCUAUCCCCUCCUCCCCGUCCCCGCCUCGGCUCGGGGUUUUACUGCAGCAGCCGGAGGUGACAGCGACGCCUCAGCCGCCUCUGUUGCUCUCGGAGCCCCGGCUUCCCCUGCACCGGGAAAGCGCCCCCUCUCGAGAGGCUGGUCCCUGGAGAAGUGCGAACGAGCUGCAGAAAACCAGAUUUUAAAAUGUAGAAGUCGUUGGGCUGCAUUCCUCCGAGGACCAGUCUGAUCGCCCAGGACUAAGAGUGGCAGCGUAUGAGAAGUUGGGACCAUAGAGCAAGGGGGGGAGGGGAGUGUUGCAGCAGGCAUUCUCUUCUGGAAGGAGUCGCUGGGAGCAGUGCGGUUGGACACAAGUUUGCGUAGGAGUGUUUUCCUUUUGUCAAUAAUUAAUCACCGGAAUUAGCCAGGUAGAAUUUGAGUUUUAGCAAGAGUCCUGAGGGCGGGGCCGAACACCUAACUCCGGGAGGCUCCCAGGCGCCCGGCGCAGUGGGAAGCUCGCAGCAGCUGGGGAGGAGCCAAAGCCUCGGCGCUCACCUAAGCCGCAGGGAGAUACACCCAACUGGGAGAUGAGGAAACAGCAACCCAGAGAGGAGAACUAAUCCACACAGGAUCACUUCGUGAAGGAGCAAGGCUGAAGACCCAGACCUGGACUUUCUUAGGGGGAGGGCUACUGAUCACAUCUUCUGCAAUAUUUCCAAGGACAAACUUACUGCAGCUUGAAGGAGCCAACCAUGGAUUUGAGGCGUGUGAAGGAAUAUUUCUCCUGGCUCUACUAUCAAUACCAAAUCAUUAGCUGCUGUGCUGUUUUAGAGCCCUGGGAGCGAUCUAUGUUUAACACCAUCUUACUAACCAUUAUUGCUAUGGUGGUAUACACUGCCUAUGUCUUUAUUCCAAUCCACAUUCGCCUGGCUUGGGAAUUUUUCUCAAAAAUAUGUGGAUAUCACAGUACAAUUUCUAAUUGAUCUUGUUCACAUUCAGUGAAAUGGCAUUGCAUAUUUAUAUGUUGCUUACAACUUAUUGAUUUAGGUAACUAUUGUGUCUUCCUUCACUAUCUGACCUGAAAAGCACUCUCUUCUCUAUGCACUCUUAUAUUCUGCCUUUCUGCCUGGAGUUUGAAAUACAUGUCUCUUUAGUUUCUUUCGCACAUGCUACAUUGUGCUUUAGACCAUAGAUAAUACAGUGACUUUACCUCACAAAUCAUAUUCUGUCAACACAAAUCUAUGAAUUUAGUUUAUUUAAAAUCAGAACAAUUUCCUACAAACUUUUUCUGGAAAAUAGACUCCUAACAGACCUACCAGAAUCAUGCUUAAAGUGCUCCCUUGACACUUAUUCUAUACUGAAGGAUAAAUUUUAAAAAAUCUUUAUAGGCUACUGUCAGAAGUAUCCUAUCCUUGUUUACGAUGUAUAAAAAGAUGUGAAUAAGUUAUAUGGACCCCCUAAGUCUUAUUUUCUAGUAAACUGAUGAUACUGGAAAUUCUUUUACUUCAAAUGCAAAAGAAUAAGCUGGAGGCAAUUAUUUCCUUUCAUACAGAGUUCAUGAAUUGUUUUAAAUGCUUCUUAAAGUCUGGCUUUAUAACCGUUUAAAAUCAACAAUGUUGAUUUUAGAUAACCAAGUAAGUAUUAUAAUACAAAAUAAUUUUAAGUGUAAGAAACUAAAGUAUAAUCAAAGUAAAUUCAGAUAUUGUAUUUGUGGUGUUGCCUUGCCUUGCAUGAUGCUGGGGGAAAGAGAGAAAAGACAUGGUUUUCUUUUUGUACUUUAAUUCAGUGUAGAGGGAAAAAAGCAUGUAUUGGGCCACCGGAAGACAAGCUAAUAAAUAGGCUGGAAGUAAUAUUCUGCCAGCAGGAACUCAACUGCUCCAGUUAAGUGCUUUGAUAUAGUGGCUCCUUUGCAGAGCCAAAACAAGAUUUAUUAAAUUUCCUUCAAACUUUAUCUUUAAAACAAAUAUAAGGUUUUAAUUAUACUGCUGAAGCAAACGUGAAUGCCAAAGACUACGUUUUGCAGUUUUGCUGUCCUCCCAAUAAAUAUUAAUGUAUGUAAUUCUAGAGGGUAAAAAUGUAAAUAGGUUUGGACAAUAUUUGCACCCUUGUUUGUGUUAUGAAAAAAAUUUUCCAAGGCGAGCUAGAGAGAAAGAUGUUUGGCAUGCCAAAUUAACUUGCAUGUUUGUUAAAAAAACAAACACAUGUUUUGAAGAGAAACCAGAUCUGAACAUGUAUUUGUUGAGUUUUGCAAAAUAAAAUUAAUUUUGUAAGUAAA